GUUCUGUGAUGAUGAUGAUGAUGAUGGUGACAAUAAUAAGGAAUAUCAAUGUAAUUUCCUGCUGGAUCUGUACUCACAUGUGAAGGACUAUGAGACUCAAACAGGCAGGAGUGUCCUUCCAGCAUUACAGCCAGUUUACCAGUCAGCUCCUGCAGUCUGGUCCAUAGACCUCUCAGAGAGAAAGGCCUCCCUCCUCCUAGAAGUGCUGAAACUCCAACCAGAGAAGAAACCAGUAGAGCUGAAGGACUGGUCAGAUGAAGAGAGUGAAGUGAGGAGUUUCCUUCAGUGUCUGUCCUACAUCUCACAGCUGCGCUGUGAUGAUGACAGGUUCUUCCAGACUGUGUGUGAAUCCAUCCCUGUGAGGUCCAGAGAGGAGGACCAGCAGUUGGCCUCUCUCCUCCAGGCCUUGGGCUCCACCCUGUCACUGGGAGGAGAGUUACCCAGGAAAAUCUGCAGGUCUGUGGGGAGAGUCCUGGGUCUCUGUGCCUCCAGAGUGGACCUCACUCUCACCCCCAGCAAGAUCUCUCUCAAAGGAGCUGCACUUCUUUUGAGACAUGAGUCAAAGCUCCACAAGCUCAGGCUGAGUGUGGGUAUGGCAGUGAAACUGUCCAGACUGGUUAGGAGGACAGGGAGAGGUGCUACUCCACUGACUGUCCCAGAACUCUCCCUGGUCCUAAAGAGCAGCCAUCUACCAGAGAGAGUGUUAUCCAGAGCUCUGAGUAGUGUGGCGUCCCUGCUGAGACUCUGGAGGGUUCAGUGUCUGGACCUGACUGAUUUCUGGAUCCAGGGUCACUCUCUCAUCACACUGCUGUGUCACCAGGGACCUCUCUCUCUCAGACUGAACUCAGACACUCUGCAGCAGCUGACUGUAGUUGUGUAUGAAGCUCAGGACAAGGACUUGACUCAGUGGUUCCUGGAGAAGGUUGGUGGAGACCUGACCUCCUGCAGGCUGGACUGGGAAGUGCUUCUCUCUCUGCUGCAGCAUUCAACCCACAACAUCACUGUGGACCUCAGGAAGAACAGGCUUCUAGAGAAGAACAUCUCAGAUCUUCUCCCCUUUCUGGGAAGGAUUACUCUCAAGAGGUCCAGUUCCAGCUUUGUAAAGUCCACCAUCAGACAGAUCUAUGACAGAGCCAGUGACUGUGUGUCCAGUUUGUUGAGGUCUUCAGACCAUUGGAUCAACCUGAACAGCAGAGAGCUGGACAGAGUGGACUGUACUGCUCUGUGUUUUACCCUGCAGCACAGCCACCAAGUCAAAGUCAACCUGCUGUGGACCUCCAUACCACCGGGGGAGAUAGAGAGCAUCCUGCCUCUUCUGGACAGAGUCUCCCAACUCAGUGUUGACAGGAAGUUACUGUUGAGUUUCCUCCAGUGCUGUGCUGCCUCUCAGGUCCAGGAGGGGGCACCAUCACCACCAAUAGCAGUAUGGCUGCUCAGGUCUCUGCACUACAGGCUGGACUUCUCCUGCUCCUCCUCUGUGGACCUGUCAGCUCAGGACCAGGAGAAGGCUCUGUGUCUGACCACUGACCACUGCAGGGCCAUCAACUCUGUUCUGAAGCAGAACCAACACAGCACCCAGCUGGUCCAGAACCAGGUCCAGCUCAUCCUAAGAGACUGUGAGGUGGAGGACAGAGCACUGAGGGAGCUGCUUCCCAUCCUGCAUAUCGUCAAGCUGAGCCCCAGCAAAGCUCUGCUACUUCAGCUGCUGGACCUUGUGUGUGAGGGGAUUGAAGAGGGGCUGCUGAGGCACACAGAGUCCCUGUGGAGAGCCCUGGAUGGGGAGCUGGACCUCAGUGAGACCAGGCUGGACCAGAAGGCCUGUGGAUCUCUGGCCCUGGUUCUGGAACACUCAGAGGGUCUGUCAGAACUGGACCUCAGCCACUGUCAACUCACAGACCACCACCUACAGCCCCUGAUCACACACCUGCAUAAAGUACAAGUCCUGGACCUGAGCCACAAUGACAUCACCGAUGCUCUGACUGACAGAAUACUCCAACUGGUCUCUACUAACACUUCAAUACACACCGUACGACUCUUCAACAACAGAAUCCAGGACAGAAGACCCUUCUUGACAGACAAGAGGUUUGACAUCUGGUGAAACAACAUCAGGUCUUAGUCCAGGAAGAGAAGGCUGAAUUCAGGACAGAAGACCCUUCCUGACAGACAAGAUAAUGUUGUAUAAUAACACUAUAAUGUGGAACAUAAACUGAUGGAACAUUUUAAUACAAAAGACACACAACAAACUGGUUGUUCCAGCUGGAACAGUCCGAUCAUUUAUAAACUAUAGUCAACAGACUCAUUAAAGAGAUUCUCUGCUACUUUUUGUGUACUUUAUAGCCAGUAGUGCUGAUAGUAACACUCACAAGACAAAAGUGGUCCCCGAAAAUGUUGUACAUCACAUAUGUGCACCACGUCAUUGCUCUCUCUCUCUGCUGUGGCCCGCCCUGCAACCUCAUUGGAUAACCCUGGGCUGGCUUCUUGCUAGCUGUCACUCAAAUACGAGGGGCUGAAGCUCAUUAGAUAGAACUCUAAUUGCCCAUGUGGAGGGAAAUGGAGGGAAAAUUGCGCGGCACAGCUUCAACAAAAGUUGCUUUCCAACUUGGGAUUUUUGUGUCUUUUUGAUGUAAGACAGUGAUUAUGUAUGAAUUAGCUACAUAUUGAAACAUCCAGCCCAAAGUGUGAGAUUAAAAAUAAAAAAACAUGUUCUUAUUCGCUAAAGUACCGGAGCAUCUCUUUAAGAUCCUUGUACCUCCAUUUGUUGUAAAUAUUAGAGGUAAAUAUGUAUUCCAUUUGAUCUAACUGUAGCCUAUGACAUUUGUUUUGUGCAUAUAAUUGUAUUAAUGUAACGAUAAUGUACCGAUAAUGUAACACCGAUGCAAUGAUAAUGUUAUGAUAAUGCACCGAUAAUGUACCGAUAACGCAACGGCAAUGAUAAUGAGAUGAUAAUGUGCCGGUAACGUUGUGAUAAUGUACCGUCAAUACAACGAUAAUGUGAUAAUAAUAAAAUGAUAAUGUCCCGAUAAUGUAACGGUAAUGUAGUGAUAAUGCAGUGAUUGUAACUUUAAUAACUCUAACUCAUGUACUUAUUAUCUCAAUUACCUCAACUAAGCACACAUUUACUCUGUACCGGUAACCCCUGUAUUUUGCCUCUCUAUUGUUAUUUACUGCUGCUCUUUAAU
Molecule: messenger RNA, 3179 nt
Organism: Salvelinus namaycush (lake trout)
Lineage: Eukaryota; Metazoa; Chordata; Actinopteri; Salmoniformes; Salmonidae
Exons: 9
Coding region: 593-2098 (501 amino acids)
Molecular function (GO): protein binding
Source: RefSeq, a predicted model, not a curated record